Exophiala oligosperma is the source of this 1972-nucleotide messenger RNA. RefSeq lists its product as uncharacterized. Gene Ontology annotation, molecular function: zinc ion binding; RNA polymerase II cis-regulatory region sequence-specific DNA binding; DNA-binding transcription factor activity, RNA polymerase II-specific. The coding region runs from base 331 to 1758 and encodes 475 amino acids. Gene Ontology annotation, biological process: positive regulation of transcription by RNA polymerase II; negative regulation of transcription by RNA polymerase II. NCBI's taxonomy places the organism in Eukaryota, Fungi, Ascomycota, Eurotiomycetes, Chaetothyriales, Herpotrichiellaceae. The record is from RefSeq and is a predicted model, not a curated record. The transcript has 2 exons.
CAGUCACUCAACCUGAGAAUUCCAUCCUGUCCACGUUGCAAAUUCCCUUUUCUUCUCGAAAUUCACAUUCUUUCACCCUGUAUAUACCCUAUCACCCCGUGUUCGACUGACGAAAGGUCUCUAUAAGCGCUCUUAGGACACAUCUCACUUCUCCCCCUUGGUGCCUGGACUGGCGGUUUUCCACUGAACUUCACCGAUCUUUCCACCCUACCCAUCAUUCCACAGGGCUCCGGCGCCUUUUGUUCGGUCCUAUCACGUUUCCAACCAUCUCUCUUCUCUCCCUGCUAGGUUUAAAGCCUCAACAACCAAGGCAAGAGAUCUCGAGGAGGCAUGUUGGCCGUGCGAAGUCCCAUGGAUGCUUUGCCACGUUCCGCCUCGUUGGGCCCGGAGCGGGAAAGUCUUAUGCGACACCCAUCCGCCGAGGACCUCGACGCUGCUCAUCAACUUGUGUCGUCUGCGCGUGGUGAACGUCACGGAUCGCAACCACAAUUGUCCGCUUACGAUGGGCAUGUGAGUGACGCCGCCACUGAAGGUAGCCAUCCCAGUCGGCCGAGCCCAAGACCCGAGGCCGCCGAAACGCCACGUUUGUCGCAUGAGCAAGCGGAACAGCAAGAGGACAGCACCGUGCUGGGCCAAGUCUGCAGCAAUUGUGGCACGACCAAGACACCCUUGUGGCGGCGAUCACCAACAGGUACGACGAUAUGUAACGCUUGCGGCUUGUAUUUGAAAACUCGAAAUACACCAAGACCGACCACCUUCAAACGUCCAGCUUCAACUGCUCCUGGAGAGAGUCCGCGUCAACGCGCCACCACUUCCCCUGUGGCAGCAGGAUCUCCAACCUCAACAUCAAACCAAUCCACCAGUAUACCUUAUAGAGCACCCGAACAUACCCCGGGUUCUUGUCCGGGUGGAGGCAAUUGCAAUGGGGCUGGCGGGGCCGAGGGUUGUUCAGGAUGCCCAGCCUACAACAAUAGAGUCGCACGCUCUACCAACCCUUCAGCGGUCGUGACGAGUGCCCCUCAACCUUUGAGGGAAGAAGCUCUCCCAUCUACUUCGGUUCCCGCUCAAACCCAAGCCGUCAACACCGAUACCCAGUCUCAGCCUUCGCCUGGUAACACUUUAGUUGUCGCCUGCAAGAACUGUGGCACCACGGUCACGCCUUUGUGGCGCCGUGAUGAGCAAGGUCAUCCUAUCUGUAAUGCAUGUGGCCUGUACCACAAGUUACAUGGUGCACAUCGACCUGUUCAGAUGAAGAAGUCCACCAUCAAGAGAAGGAAAAGAGUCGUCCCAGCAUAUCCGGAUUCACAACGACCGGACGCGCCUUCCUCUCAAAAGACAGUCUCUAUCUCUCCCGAACCCGUUUCACCAGAACAAGCCGUCUACCAAGAUUCUGUCGACGCGUCACCUGCGCCGAAGAGGAGGAGACCGCCGCCUACCGUGGACUACACCGGUUAUGUACCCGAAACGGCGAGUAGCGACACUCAACAAACCACUCCACGACCGCCAGAGGAAUACAGAGUUCAGGUGCAACUGGCUGCUGCGGCCUCGGAAGGCAUGCAUCUGGAUCCUGCCCUGACAGAUACCGGUCGACGGAGCCAAGAUCGAGAAGUCGGUCAUUCAGUGGUUGCUGAUUCCGAACGAGAUCAAGAGCUUCUACGAGCAGAGCGACGGGCACAAUUGAUGCGUGAGGCUGAGGUUAUGAGGGCAGCUUUACGUGCGAAGGAACGAGAAAUCGACGAUCUAUCUUACGUGACGUGAGAAGACACAGAGAUGGAAAUCAUUACCGUCACGCAGUUUGGUCGUCCAAGAAAUACGAAAGAUUAUGAUGAAAACAUGCUCGAGGGUACACCCGCAAGGCGCUGGUGGUUUAUUGUGAUUAAUGCAUGAGACUCAGAACUUCAUAGGUUCUUUUUUUUUCGAGAUACUAUCAAUUGAAGUCUCAUGGACGGUGCAUCUUGCAUAGAAUCGUGCC